AUAUUUAUAAACAAUGAAAACCGUAGAUAAUUAUUGAUAUUAUUAUGUUAUCAUUUGAUUGAUAAAUAUGUAAAUCGCAUUUAUAUUUUAUAAACGCAGUACUCCAGACCAGUAGCCCAGUACCGAAGAUUUUAUUGGUUGACGUUGAGAUUGAGUGUAUUUCUAUGAAGAAAUUUGGGGUUUUAUUUUAUUCCUAAUAUACUAACAUUAGUUUUGAGCAAAAUGUGGGGGAAAAUAUUCUUUUGUUUUAGUUUUAUACAGGUAUCUUUAUCAGUUUACUAUUAUCAGCCGGAACAAAUCCAUAUCGCCUAUGGAAAUAAUAUUUAUGAUAUUGUGGUAACUUGGUCCACCUUUGAUGACACAAAACAGUCCCUAGUUGAAUAUGGCAUAGGAGGUUUAGUUCUUACAGCUAAUGGGACGUCGUCAUUAUUUGUAGAUGGGGGUAAAGAGCAGAGAUCACAACACAUUCAUUCUGUUGUCCUAAAGAACUUAACACCAGGAAGUACAUAUCUGUAUCAUUGUGGGAGUGACUUGGGAUGGUCAAAUAUAUUUACCUUCAAAACGGCUCCAAAUUCGCCAGACUGGCAGCCGCAUUUAGCUGUUUAUGGAGACAUGGGUAAUGAUAAUGCUAAAUCUUUAACUAGACUACAAGAAGAAACUCAGAGAGGGUUGUAUGAUGCCAUUCUACACGUUGGAGAUUUUGCAUAUGAUAUGGACUCAGACAAUGCUCUCAUUGGUGAUGAAUUUAUGAGACAAAUAGAACCGGUUGCAGCAUACGUUCCGUAUAUGACUUGUCCUGGAAAUCAUGAAGAGGCUUACAAUUUUAGUAACUAUCGAUACAGAUUCUCGAUGCCUGGUGGUCUAAAUUCACCCAUGUACAGCAUUAACAUUGGUCCGAUGCAUAUUAUCUCUAUAUCUACAGAGGUUUAUUAUUUCCUGGACUACGGCAUUAAACCUCUCGUAUUCCAAUACGAGUGGCUGGAACAAGACUUGGCAACGGCGAAUUUACCCGAAAACAGAGAAAAGCAACCAUGGAUUAUAGUGAUGGGUCAUCGCCCUAUGUACUGUUCCAACACUGAUCAUGAUGACUGUACACAUCACGAAACCAUAACAAGAGUAGGAUUGCCUUUCUUACAAUUCUUCGGAUUGGAAAACUUGCUUUACAAUUAUGGAGUCGAUUUAGCUAUAUGGGCCCAUGAGCAUUCUUAUGAAAGGCUGUGGCCUGUUUAUAAUUACACCGUUUACAAUGGGAGCUACGAGCAGCCUUACGUAAAUCCAGGGGCUCCUGUACAGUUCACCACUGGCUCGGCCGGCUGCGAUGAAGGCACAGACAGUUUUGUUAAAGACCUACCCGAAUGGUCAGCGUUCAGAAGUAGCGACUACGGAUAUAGCCGUCUCAAGGUUUACAAUUCAUCACACAUGCAUCUAGAGCAGGUUUCUGAUGAUAAAAGCGGGGAAGUGAUCGAUGCCUUCUGGAUAGUCAAGGAUAAACACGGAUUAUACCCGCACUCAAAAAUGGAUUGGGCGAAAGUUGACAGUAUGAGAUUAAAAUCGAUGAACCGUGAUAGUAUAUAUAAUUCUAAAUAAAAUCAAAGAUUUACAUGACAUUUAGGCCCGGUUUUUCAGUGAGCGGUUAAAAUUUUGGUUAGCUAACCUAGUUUAAAUUUUAACCAAUAUUUUAACCCUCAUAGCGUUUUUCAGUGCUCUAAAUCAAGUUAAGAAAAUCUCGGUUAGCUAACCACUUUUUUUCUUCUGUUGGCAGCAGUAACUGUACGAGCGCAUGUGCAAUUCGAGAAAUAAUGAUAAUUUGACAGAAAAAUAAAUAAAAAACAACUUCAUAACCAAAUUUAAAAAAUGAUUAAUGCAAUGCAAUAUCAAGUUCGGAAUCUUUGUUUAGUUCAUAACGUCUAACUCGGUUUCAUAACAGAAAAUAAUUCGAAUUACUGGGACGAUUUAGACUUUUUUUCCGGUUUUGUUUGUCAAAGACCACGGUCUUAUCACUAUUUGAACAGAUUGACCAGCAAUUAAGAAGUCGGACUGUUUGGUAAAUAAUUAAGUAUUUUGCUGUGUAGACAAAUAUAAAAUAAUCUUUUUAAAAAUAUUACUAGGAAUAAUGCAUUAAAUCCUGUUACAGUAAGUGUAAACGUAGGUACCUGUUACAGUUAUAUUUAAAUAUAUUUCCUUAUAAUUCCUUCCUAUAUAAUAACGAUAAAAAUUUAUAAUUUCAAUAAUAAUAAUUUCCUUAUAAUAGUAAGGAGGUAUUAGAAUACUUCCCGCGAUAAAAGAAAAUAACAUAACCCAACUAAUCCCUUCUCUCAGACAGGUUGGCAGGUACUCAAAAAAUAAACAUGAUGCAUUCACUGCACCAAUGCGCAAGCGUAACCACAAAAUUCGGAGUUAAACCAUCUAACGAGGAUCGGUUAAAAUCGUGGUUAACUUAAACGAGUUUAAGCUCUAAUCUAGUACUGAAAAACUGAUUAAACAUGAAUAUUUCGGUGACCAAAAAAUAAAUCGAUUAACCCAGCACUGAAAAACCGGCCCUUAGAAAAGUAAAUUUUGUAUAAAGUAGUUAAAUUGUAAUUUAAAAUUAAAAGUCUAUCAAAAAUACAAUUUUAUUGCCAUCUAGACUUUAAUAAUAAAUUCAGAAGUUGUUAUAGAUAGAGCAUAGCUAAAAAACGUGAGGUUAUUGCUGAAUACAUCAUUCUAUUAAUCAAAAUAAUAUAAUAUUGCAAAAUUUUACGUUAACAAUAUACUUUACUAUUUUAUUUGAGAAUAAAACCACAAUUUAAGUUUAAAAUUAAAUUUAUUUGACGUUUCGACGUCCACUUCGGAAAUCGAAAUCAAAAUACAACGAUUUCCGAAGUGGAAGUCGAAACGUCAAAUAAAUUUACCUAAUUUUAAUCUUAAAUAAUUGUGGUUUUAUUCCAAGAUAAAAUAGUAAAUUACAUAUGGUUGGUACAGUAUAAAUACCGGUACACGUCAUUAUCUACGUCAGAGAUCUAAGUUGACAUAGUUGCCAAAUUACAAAAAAAAUUCUGAAUUCAUUUUAAAUCAAAUACAUCAUAAUAUAUAAUUAUUUCAGAAGUGUGCAUACAACAAAACAAACCGUGCCCCCCUGGCUUUUCGGGUGCUGUUAACUAUAUAUGGUUAUCCAAAGAACACAAAAUAUAAUGUGCAACAUCUUCACGUCUGCCCCACCCCCUGAAAAUUUUUAUAUGGGCUUCCGUGAUCUUUUGUGCUAUUUUGUCGGUUAUUAGCGCGCUCAUCACUGUAUAAAAUAUUCAAUAAAGUAGAUAAUAAAAACAAAUAUGAAGUGUCAACACCGCAACUGUCAAAUAAGUGUUACCAAUUUAUGCCAAAAUAUCACCUUCGCUCGAUCACAGUUGUGAUCCGGACAAAUAUGCUUCGUAAUCCACUUAUACAGAUUAAAUGAAACAAGUUAUGGUGCAUUUCUUUAAUAGGCCUUGGGCCCGCAUAUACAAUUAUUAUUUAUGACCACACCGUUGAAACUUUUUGUACUUGUUAUUUGGGUGGAGUCGGACAAAUUUUGAGCUUGGCGCAUUAUGGUAGUGGGGCGUUUGUCUGUCAAGCGGUGACGAAGUUGUCAAUUUUAUGCAAGAAAAAAAUUUAUUACCACAUUGGUCAUUCUAUUGUAAUCAAUGGAUUUUAUCAUAUAAACAACGAAAACAAUUUUGUCGGACAAAAAUAUUGGGGCAUAUGACGCGUCGGACACGCUAAAUAUGUCAAAUUUAUGAAAAUAAUAAAUUUAUUACCACAUCGAUAAUUUUAACGGUAUCUAUCAUAAAACCUUUUUACAAUAAUGUGGUAACCUUGUCGGACAAUUUUCACGGGGCAUAUGCGCAGUCGGACGCGCCGAAGAUGUCAAUUUCCUGAAAAUUUUUUAUUUAUUACCACAGAUGUCAUUUUUAUUUUGUACUGUUCUUUUACAUGUGUAAUGCAUAUUGGAUCACUUGUCGGACAAAAAUAAUGGGGCGUUUUGGUACAAUUAAAAGAAAAAGUAAUUUUUAUGCAUACAGGGUGUUUGGUAAAGAAUGGGCCAUAGCUUAACCUCAGGUUCCUGAGGUUAAAAUAGGCCGAUUUAAGCUAACUUACCUUAGUACAAAGUUUAUAAUAGCCGAGAUACAGGGUGUCAAAGUUAAACUUUUUUUUUAUUUAUUAUUGAAUAUUUCCUGAUAGGUAUGAGAUAACAACAUGAAAUUUUAUAUCUGGAGGUUUCUUGAGUCGAGAAAUCUAAAUUCCUUACCAAAAAUUAUGCAUUGCCCAGAGGGCGCCACAUAUGCCUUUCAGCACUUAUUUAUUACGUUUAAUUUUUUUAUCCCUCACUCUGUAUAAUUUUGACAUUAAAAUUUUUAUUUUCCUAUUAGUUUUACUUAAAAAAGGUAUACUUCUUUCAUCUUCCUAAACUCAACCGUUUUCGAGAUAAACGCAUUUUAAAUAUGCGAUACACCAUCAUUUUUAGCAUAAUAUCAUUGUAGUUACACCCAAAAAAUAACUUAAAAUUUAUGAAAAUAAUAAAUUUAUUACCACAUGGAUAAUUUUAACGGUAUCUACCAUAAAACCUUUUUACAAUAAUGUGGUAACCUUGUCGGACAAUUUUCACGGGGCAUAUGCGCAGUCGGACGCGCCGAAGAUGUCAAUUUCCUGAAAAUUUUUUAUUUAUUACCACAGAUGUUAUUUUUAUUUUGUACUGUUUUUUUACAUGUGUAAUGCAUAUUGGAUCACUUGUCGGACAAAAAUAAUGGGGCGUUUUGGUACAAUUUAAAAAAAAAUUAAUUUUUAUACAUUUUUGACUUCAUAUUAAAUUACGUAUUUUUCGGCUCAUAUUACCCGUAUGCGCGCCAAUGGUGAAUAUUAAAUUCAUUAAAUGGUGAAUAUAAAUAUUAGAUUUUUUGAUUUAGAAUAUAACUACUUAUAACCUGAUACUUGUGUCGGAAAUUUUUUUUAAUUGGAAAAAAAAACUACAGAACGAUGUUUGUCGUUGUUCAAGCAGUAUGUAAGCAAAUAUCAGAUCACAAUUUUUCUAAAAUUUUCAGCUCUACGUCAUACCCUUUUAAAUGUUUUACUUAGCGUGUGUACCAAUUUUGAGCUAAAUCGAUUCAAAAAUAACCGAGAAAACUCUUUUAAAAUUUUUUGAUAUUACUUUCUCGUCGAUAGCCUAAAAGAAUUAAGUUUUCUCUUCGUUUGCCCCAAGAUUUUUGUCAAACAAUUACAUUUUUUGUUUAAGGAUAUAAUUACUUGUAACUAACUACCUUUGUCGGAAAAUGGUUGUAAAGAUAAGGGAUACACGAACCCAGCAUAAUUUAAAAGUAUAGUUUAUCAAUAAAAAUUAAAUUUUUUGUCUGACUUUGGAUUUGCCCCAAUAUUUUUGUCGGACACUUAGAUUUUUUGAUUUGGAAUAUAACUACUUAUAACCUGAUACAUGUGCUGAAUUUUUUUUUUAAUUCGAGAAAAAAAUACAGAACGAUGUUUGUCGUUGUUCAAGGAGUAUGUACACAAAUUAUCGGAUCACAAUUUUUCUAAAAUUUUCCCUCUUGUCGGAAAAUUUUUUAAGAAAAUUUUGGGUUCCGAUCUACGUCAUACCCUUUUAAAUGCUUUACUUAGCGUGUGUACCAAUUUUCAGCUAAAUCGAUUCAAAAGUAACCGAGAAACACUGUUUUAAAUUUUUUUUUUGAUAAUACCUCCUCGUCGAUAGCCUAAAAGAAUUAAGUUUUCUGUUCGUUUGCCCCAACAUUUUUGUCAGACAAUUACAUUUUUUGUUUAAGAAUAUAAUUACUUGUAACCUACUACUUUUGUCGGAAAAAUGGUUGUAAAGAUAAGGGAUGCACGAACCCAGCAUAAUUUGGAAGUAUACUUUACUAAUAAAAAUUAAAUUUUUUGUCCGACUGUCGAGUUGCCCCAAUAUUUUGGUCCGACACUUUGAUUUUUUGAUUAAGAAUAUAAUUACUUAUAACCUACUAAUGUUGUCGGAAAAAUGGUUUUAAAGGUAAGGGUUGCACGAACCCAGUAUUGUUUAAAAGACAGUUUAUUAAUAAAAAUUAAAUUUUUUGUCCGACUUUGGAUUUGACCCAAUAUUUUUGUCGGACACUUAUAUUUUUUGAUUUAGAAUAUAACUACUUAUAACCUGAUACUUGUGUCGGAAAUUUUUUUUAAUUGGAAAAAAAACUACAGAACGAUGUUUGUCGUUGUUCAAGGAGUAUGUACGCAAAUAUCAGAUCACAAUUUUUCUAAAAUUUUCCCUCUUGUCCGAAAUUUUUUUGGGAAAAUUUUGGGUACAGCUCUACGUCAUACCCUUUUAAAUCUUUUACUUAGUGUGUGUACCAAUAUUCAGCUAAAUCGAUUCAAAAAUAACCGAGAAAAUCUGUUUUAAAAUAUUUUUGGAUAAUACCUCCUCGUCCAUAGCCUAAAAGAAUUAAGUUUCCUGUUCGUUUGCCCCAACAUUUUUGUCAGACAAUUACAUUUUUUGUUUAAGAGUAUGAUUACUUGUAUCCUACUACUUUUGUCGGAAAAAUGAAUAGUUUAAAAGUAUAGUUUAUUAAUAAAAAUUAAAUUUUUUGUCUGAAUUUGGAUUUGCCCCAAUAUUUUGUCGGGCACUUAGAUUUUUUGAUUUGGAAUAUAACUACUUAUAACCUGAUACAUGUGCUGAAAAUUUUUUGUUUAAUUCGAGAAAAAAUACAGAACGAUGUUUGUCGUUGUUCAAGGAGUAUGUACACAAAUUAUCAGAUCACAAUUUUUCUAAAAUUUUCCCUCUUGUCGGAAAAUUUUUUAAGAAAAUUUUGGGUUCCUAUCUACGUCAUACCCUUUUAAAUGCUUUACUUAGCGUGUGUACUAAUUUUCAGCUAAAUCGAUUCAAAAGUAACCGAGAAACACUCUUUUAAAUUUUUUUUUGAUAAUACCUCCUCGUUUAUAGCCUAAAAGAAUUAAGUUUUCUGUUCGUUUGCCCCAACAUUUUUGUCAGACAAUUACAUUUUUUAUUUAAGAAUAUAAUUACUUGUAACCUACUACUUUUGUCGGAAAAAUGGUUGUAAAGAUAAGGGAUGCACGAACCCAGCAUAAUUUGAAAGUAUACUUUACUAAUAAAAAUUAAAUUUUUUGUCCGACUGUCGAGUUGCCCCAAUAUUUUUGUCCGACACUUUGAUUUUUUGAUUAAGAAUAUAAUUACUUAUACCCUACUAAUGUUGUCGGAAAAAUGGUUUUAAAGGUAAGGGUUGCACGAACCCAGUAUUGUUUAAAAGACAGUUUAUUAAUAAAAAUUAAAUUUUUUGUCCGACUUUGCAUUUGACCCAAUAUUUUUGUCGGACACUUAGAUUUUUUGAUUUAGAAUAUAACUACUUAUAACCUGAUACUUGUGUCGGAAAUUUUUUUUAAUUGGAAAAAAAAACUACAGAACGUUGUUUGUCGUUGUUCAAGGAGUAUGUACGCAAAUAUCAGAUCACAAUUUUUCUAAAAUUUUCCCUCUUGUCCGAAAUUUUUUUGGGAAAAUUUUGGGUACAGCUCUACGUCAUACCCUUUUAAAUGUUUAACUUAGUGUGUGUACCAAUAUUCAGCUAAAUCGAUUCAAAAAUAACCGAGAAAAACUGUUUUAAAAUAUUUUUGGAUAAUACCUCCUCGUCCAUAGCCUAAAAGAAUUAAGUUUCCUGUUCGUUUGCCCCAACAUUUUUGUCAGACAAUUACAUUUUUUGUUUAAGAGUAUGAUUACUUUUAUCCUACUACUUUUGUCGGAAAAAUGGUUGUAAAGAUAAGGGAUGCACGAACCCAGAAUAGUUUAAAAGUAUAGUUUAUUAAUAAAAAUUAAAUUUUUUGUCCGAAUUUGGAUGUGCCCCACUAUUUAUGUCGGGCACUUAGAUUUUUUGAUUUGGAAUAUAACUACUUAUAACCUGAUACAUGUGCUGAAAAUUUUUUUUUUAUUUCGAGAAAAAAUACAGAACGAUGUUUGUCGUUGUUCAAGGAGUAUGUACACAAAUUAUCAGAUCACAAUUUUUCUAAAAUUUUCCCUCUUGUCGGAAAAUUUUUUAAGAAAAUUUUGGGUUCCGAUCUACGUCAGACCCUUUUAAAUGCUUUACUUAGUGUGUGUACCAAUUUUCAGCUAAAUCGAUUCAAAAGUAACCGAGAAACACUGUUUUAAAUUUUUUUUUUUGAUAAUACCUCCUCGUCGAUAGCCUAAAAGAAUUAAGUUUUCUGUUCGUUUGCCCCAACAUUUUUGUCAGACAAUUAUAUUUUUUGUUUAAGAAUAUAAUUACUUGUAACCUACUACUUUUGUCGGAAAAAUGGUUGUAAAGAUAAGGGAUACACGAACCCAGCAUAAUUUGAAAGUAUACUUUACUAAUAAAAAUUAAAUUUUUUGUCCGACUGUCGAGUUGCCCCAAUAUUUUUGUCCGACACUUUGAUUUUUUGAUUAAGAAUAUAAUUACUUAUAACCUACUAAUGUUGUCGGAAAAAUGGUUGUAAAUAAAAAAAUUUCAGGAAAUUGACAUCUUCGGCGCGUCCGACUGCGCAUAUGCCCCGUGAAAAUUGUCCGACAAGGUUACCACAUUAUUGUAAAAAUGUUUUAUGGUAGAUACCGUUAAAAUUAUCCAUGUGGUAAUAAAUUUAUUAUUUUCAUAAAUUUGACAUAUUUAGCGUGUCCGACGCGUCAUAUGCCCCAAUAUUUUUGUCCGACAAAAUUGUUUUCGUUGUUUAUAUGAUAAAAACUAUUGAUUAAAAUAGAAUGACCAAUGUGGUAAUCAAUUUUUUUCUUGCAUAAAAUUGACAACUUCGUCACCGCUUGACAGACAAACGCCCCACUACCAUAAUGCGCCAAGCUCAAAAUUUGUCCGACUCCACCCAAAUAACAAGUACAAAAAGUUUCAACGGUGUGGUCAUAAAUAAUAAUUGUAUAUGCGGGCCCAAGGCCUAUAAGUUUACAUUAAUAGAAAUCUUCAAAUAUUAUAUUUACGCCUAUAUGAGGCGCUUAGAGCAACAGUGGCCUAAGCCACAAAUUGAGAAUUUUUAGAUUAAUAUAUCAAUAAGGGCAGCAACAUUAAGGGCCGGUUGUUCGAACGCUAAUCAAGAAGUUGAUUAUAAUCAAUCAGUUUAUUGUAAUCAAUUUUCUUGAUGGGAAUCAAAUCGAGACAUCAAAAAUACAUGUAAAACACUAAUCAUUCAUUGAUUGUAGGUAAAGCAGUAAUUAAAAUAUAGCCGCAGUCGUUAAAUUAUUAAAAAUUGCUUACUAUUGUUAUUGAUUUGUAAGUAAAAACAAUAAAUUAACAUCAGAAAGAGUUUAAUUAUGGUUUAUUUUAGAUUAAAACCAAAAUAAUAAAAUAAAUCAGUCAACAAUGUCAACAUAACACCUCAAAAUGUGACAUCUGUCAGAAGUACGCUUAAUCAAAUAUAAUUGUAAUGAAAUAUUUGAUAAUGAUCAGUGCAUUCCAUUUCUAAUUAGCGUUCGAACAACUAGCCCUAAAUCUUCAGAUUAAUAAGGGUCUACAAAACCUACCUCUAUAUUUGGCUAAAUGGCACUACGUAAAUUGUAGCGCCAUCCCAUAAGCACAAUGGAAAUACGAAUGCAGAGCAUUUAUUUCGAAACUUCGUUUUUGGGGUUAGGCCACUGUUGCUCUGAGCGCCUCAUGUAAUAAAAUAUGCCUAGUGGCUGUAAUUCCAGUGUACUUGGCUAAACGAUUCUAAAAGGAACAGACCUACGACUUAAAUAUUUUGUGUUGGUGUCGUGUGACGUUACCUACUAUGACGCGCAACGGUAUUUAUACUGUACGAACCAUAAGAUGCCACAAGGAAAUAGCUUGAGAACAGUAUACUUACAUGCAAUAGAAAAUUAAGAUAAUUUAGUUAUCAUAAGAAAAUGCAAGACACUUGAAAAAGACGAAAAUCAUAAUUUGUCAUAAUUCUUGAAUCCGUAUUAGACAGACAGUUUAUUUUUAUGUAGCUCCUACUAACCAGGUUAAGCUACUCAAAAGCUCUCAGUUCCAAGUUCCUUUCUCUUUUUUCUUUUGCUUUAGUAUCUAUACGGUGUAUUCCACGAAUAUAAGACUGUUUUGGAUUAUCGCGACAACGAAUAUUUUAGUGUGCAACAUAAGAAGUACGAAAGUACUUUGCUAUAAUAAUUACUCCAAUAAACAACAAUAUAAUUUGCAAUUUACUUUCGUUCUUCAUAUUUUUCACAGUAAAAUAUUCGUUGUCGCGAUAAUCCAAGAGGGUCGUAUAUUCGUGGAAUGGGGAUUACACAUAAUAUUAAAGGCUGGUAUCCUUUUGCGAGGAAGCAUCUUCCCCAGAAAAGAAAUUUUAUUUUGUUGUGAUUUUAUUUUGCUUUAUUAUCAGUUACGUUAAUUAAAUUUCAGAGUUUUUAUUGAAUUACUGAAAACUAACGAGAUUGAUAAAUUUAUUAUAUAUUAUUAUAUAAUAUUAUAUAAUAUAUAUAUAAUUUAUUAUAUAAUACUUAUUUAAAAUAAUGUGAUACCAAUUGGAUUUUUAGACAGUAAAUAUAUAGUUUUUAAGUUAGUCAUAUAGGAUAGUCACAUGAAGUUACCUCUUAUGAAAUUAAUUAUAAACAUCCACGAAAUUAA
Diabrotica virgifera virgifera (western corn rootworm) is the source of this 10574-nucleotide messenger RNA. RefSeq names its product acid phosphatase type 7. The transcript has 6 exons. Gene Ontology annotation, molecular function: acid phosphatase activity; metal ion binding. The record is from RefSeq and is a predicted model, not a curated record. The coding region runs from base 223 to 1587 and encodes 454 amino acids. NCBI's taxonomy places the organism in Eukaryota, Metazoa, Arthropoda, Insecta, Coleoptera, Chrysomelidae.